Didymodactylos carnosus is the source of this 1416-nucleotide messenger RNA. The record is from the annotation of a GenBank genome assembly. Lineage: Eukaryota; Metazoa; Rotifera; Eurotatoria; Philodinida; Philodinidae.
AUGAUAAAGCUCAUGGUGUACCGUCAACGAUUGAAAAACUUACAAGUGGUCCUAUGGAAUGCCAUUAAAACCGUACGGUAUCGACAUCUAUCGCUUAUAUUAUUAGAAUAUGUUCACUCUAUCAUACCACAUGCCUUCGAAAAAACUCUGUCUACAACAGCAACUUCAACGAAAACACGAAGUAAAAAUACAUCAGCUACAAAACACAAACUACCACCAUCGACCAAUUGGACAAAGAAAUCUAUAGUUGAAGAGGAAUCUGAAGAAGAAGAAAAUGAAGAACUAGAAAUUAUGUCGAUACUAUUUUUAUCAUUUGAUAAUUCGGUCGAUAAAAUUGGCUUACACUUAUACGACAUUUUAAAUAGCAAUUAUUUAAAUAAAAAACUGCUACAAGUGCAUCAUCAUUAUUGUCGCGUGGCAUCAUUUUGUUCAAGUAAACAACUUUUUCUUCUUCAAGCUCACGAUGAUCAAACAAAGAAUUUUGAACAAAUAAUAACAUCAACAUUAAAAAAUGAUUGUUUAUCAACCAAUGAUAUAUUGGCAUUAAUUAUUCUUGUUGAUAUUGCUACAACUCAAGUUCAUUUUAAAUAUAAAUCAAAAAUUGACUAUUUUCUCAGAUAUUUACGUACGUUUUAUCCAUUACAUCCAAUUUUAACAUUUUUUUUUCAUUCAAAACAUAUUUUAUACAAAUCUCCCUUGACAUGUUUUAAUUUUGCAUUUAUGUUAUCUACUUUAUAUCCAAUUGUUGAUGGUAUUAUAUUUUAUGAUAUUGAUGAACAUAAUUUGAACGAUGAAGAAUACUAUACGCAUAUUGCACAAAACAUAUCGACUCUUUUUCUACCUGUAUCCUCAUUACGUAAUAAUAACAUGAACAAAAGUGUUUGUAUUGAAUUACUUCAAUUAAUUCAACAUUUAGUUAUAAAUGAAGAUUUGAAAUUAAUUGAUUUUACACUUAUCAAAUUACCUCUAAGUGGUAGUGAUAGUUUAAACUGUUUAAGAAAAAAAUAUUCACAAUCUUGGAGUCAACAGAAUAAUAUAAGAAAAUGUUUUUCUUCAAUAUUAAUUAGUCGAGGUAAAUUAGCCAAUCAAUCGUGUACUAAAGAUCAUUUAGUAGCUUUAGAACGAAUAUUAGAAAUAACAACAAGUAAUAAAGAUGAACUAAUGAAUUGUCUCGAUAUUUGGAAUCACGAUGAUGAAAGUAAAUCGACGUGGACAGUACUUGUUAAUCAUACUUAUGUAAUUGAAAUAAUAUUAGAGGAUAUAUUAAAACCUUGUAAAGCAAAAAUGAUGAUGAAUAAUGCUUAUUUUUAUUGGUUAAAAAAGAAAUACAAUAAUCUAAUAAAUAUUGAACAAGAUAUUAAUAAUGCAUUAAACAUAUGCGAACAAAUUACUGAUCAUUAUAAACAGUGGAUAUGA